Messenger RNA from Medicago truncatula (barrel medic), 887 nucleotides. RefSeq lists its product as uncharacterized. The record is from RefSeq and is a predicted model, not a curated record. The coding region runs from base 160 to 738 and encodes 192 amino acids. The transcript has 2 exons. NCBI's taxonomy places the organism in Eukaryota, Viridiplantae, Streptophyta, Magnoliopsida, Fabales, Fabaceae.
UGGGUUGUUGUGUUUGCAGGGUGUUGUUGUUCUUCCAUCAAUGUUUGGUCUCGACUUCGGGGACUAAAUCGACCGAUAUGCGAAGCUGGUGGAUCCAAAGCACAACGAUUUUGAAGUGUUGGUCGAGAGAAGCAAUGGAUUGAUCUUACUGACCAAAGGAUGGCAUGCAAUGCGUAUUUUUAUGGUUUGCGCCUUGGUGCAUGGGUUGGGAUGGUGUUUCUGGGGAAUGGAAAGUUUGCAAUCACUCUUAAGGAUAGGUUUGAUAAGCAUAUUCCGUAUCCCAAGUUCACCCCUCAUGUGAAAUUUGAGCUUGAAAAACAUGUUAUGCCUUUUCAUUUACCCAAUUACGUGCCAACUUCUUUCACCCAUGACCAAGAGAAUUUUCAGUUUCCUUAUUCAAAGAAGCUAUCUGCUCAUGAGCUUGAAACCAGAUGGCUGAUGCUUGCUGACAUUGAGUUCUGCCAGACUGCCUUGGAUAUGCGCACCAAGUAUGUCAGAAUGGUUGACGACUGCGGCAAUCUUUGGUUUUGUACUGUGCUGUUUGAGACGCGUCCAUAUUAUCAUUUUAAGAUCGGUGGUGGUUGUAAGAGAAUGGCUGUUGUGCAUAGGUUCUAUCAAGGUUUACGUGUCGUUGUUGGUGUUCUGGAAGCUGGGCGACAUUACUCUCUACUUCAAGGUGGUUCAUGCUUAGUGUUGGUUGCCGUGGGUGUGGUUGGGAUUGAUGCAGCAAAUUUAUAAUGUUAUGGAGUUGAAAGCUAUAUGUGUGCAAGCGUCGUUUGUUUUUCUUUUUUCUUUUUUCAAUCAAAGGAAAGUUUAUGUAAUCGUCGAUGACAAUACUAUCUAUUUCGGCAGUUAAUGAAAAAAAAAAGUCUUUGCUUAUCGUAUUA